Molecule: messenger RNA, 1804 nt
Organism: Haliotis rubra (blacklip abalone)
Lineage: Eukaryota; Metazoa; Mollusca; Gastropoda; Lepetellida; Haliotidae
Product: glutathione S-transferase 1-like
Exons: 4
Coding region: 792-1448 (218 amino acids)
Biological process (GO): glutathione metabolic process
Molecular function (GO): glutathione transferase activity
Source: RefSeq, a predicted model, not a curated record
GUUGUGCCACUACCAGGUACCAAGGACGAACACAUUUAUUUAGAGUAACUAAUACUUGGCUUAUAAAUCAAAAGAAAUAUUCGAGAAAAUACUGAAUAUCAGGUCAAGCAGGUACUCAUAUCAUUAGGUACUCAUAUCAUUACGCUCUUACAAUAUAUGAAGGAAAAAGUGAGUACCACUUACUAUAUACUUGCAUGUAAGCAAAAUCAUAAUCCAUUUUUAUCACAAAUAUAUUUCAUAUAUUGCUCAUAUACAGAGAAAUACAAAAACUGAAAUGAAUUAUCUCGUAUAUCACAUGUCCCUUAAUAUAUAUAUAUGUUCCCUUAUCUCCCCGUUAGCGUAUAUUUCAGACAGGCUGUGGAAUAUCUGUUAUGAUCAUCUCCUAAAACGGAUUCCAUUGGGGGUUAAACGGCAAAACAUGGGUUAGAAUUAUAAUGAAUGGAUCUAAUAAGAACAUAUGAAUUAUUCAGUCAUGAAUUCCACCAAGAGCUGCUGUAGUUGCCUCCCGUGGAUAUUCCAGAUUCGGGUUAGAUUUCGGGUUGAUUAUGUUUCUUUGUUUGUCAGAACCAUACCCGUUAAGUUGUAAACAUCUAAAAACUAAAUUACGGUGUCAUCUGCUCACUGGACCGUACACGACGUCCGCUUACACAAAGGAAGGCCGAUAUAUGUUAAACCUUCAUGCUCGACCUCUUUACAUCCGAUACCCCGACGGUUGACACAAUAUGCUUUCACACUCAAGAGCAGUGCAGAUAUAGACAGCGUGUUUUCUGUGGAGUGUAGUCCUAGCUAACAUGGCGAACAUUCAGCUAUAUCACUUCUCUGCAAGCCCGCCAUGUCGUUCUGUCCGCAUGGCUGCAAAGGCUCUUGGUGUUCAACUCGAGUUGAAACAACUCGACUUUGCGAACAAAGAACAUCUUAAUCCAGAGUUUUUAAAGAUAAACCCUGAUCAAAUUGUCCCAACAAUGACAGAUGGAGACUUCACACUGUGGGAGAGCCGCGCCAUCAUGCGCUACCUGGUGGGGAAGUAUGGGGGUGAGGACAACAGCCUGUACCCCCGGGACCUCCAGAAGAGGGCUGAGGUGGACCGCCUGUUGGACUAUGAUCUGGGGGUCUUCUACAGAGCCAUGUUGGAGACUCUGAUGUGGCCAGUAAGAAACAGAAGUACACCGACCAAAGAACAACAAGAACAGGUUGUCAAGGCUUUCAACCGGAUUAAUACACUGCUCAAGGAUAAGAAGUUCCUCACCGGAGAUAAUGUCACCAUUGCCGACUUUGCGAUGGUCGUUGGGUUUGCAGCCGAAUUCCUCUUCCAAGGGAAUAUGUCAGAUUACCCCAAUGCUAUGGCAUGGUACAAGAGAAUGCAAGAAUUACCAUACUACCAGGAAGUGAAUCAAGCAUUUUAUGACAUAGUGGAAAAAAUGAGGAAUCCACCAGCAGAAAAGUCGUAAAAUGUUGAACGUAAAUUGAUCCGUGCAGAUGCAUUGGUUACUGAUGAUGAAAUAGGUCAAGUCAUAACAAUGCAAAAGUUCCAUGUUGUGCCAGUUUCCAUUUAUCUGCUUAUACCAAGGACGAACUCAUAGAUCUAGUGUAACUAACACUUUGCUUAUAAAUCAAAAGUAACGUUAUGGGAAAAUUCUGGAUAUCGGGUCAAGCAGUCGCCUCUAUUAUAUGUGUUUGUGCAAGUACUCCACUACUUUUAAUAUUUGAGGGUAGUACCACUUACAAUAUAUAUGCAUUCAAACAAACUCCAUUUUUAUGAUAAAGUCAUACUCAUUUCAAAUAUUGAAAUAAAGUAUCUCGUAUA